UUUCUAUCGCAGACUAAAGUAAAACCUAGUUUGUGAUGCAUUGUGGGUAACAUACCAACGCAAUGGCGGACGUAAACAACAUUGGGCACCUGCUAUUGUGAUUGCCGGUAAAAUGAUCUACCUUGUGAACACGUGCCUUGACCAGUCUGUGUGAGCAAUGACCAUGCCACCAUCAGGUGUAAAGAGUGAAAUGGAUGAGGAUGCACUCAUUGAGGCAGAGAUCAGACAACAGCUGGAGAUCAUCGACCUCGACAGUGAUGAUCCCAACAACAACAUUGAUGACUAUCAAAGCAUUGAGAGGCCUCUCCAGAACUUGGAGGACAGAAAUGGAGAUACGCUUGCUUUGGAUGAGGCUCACGAUUAUUUGAGUCUACUCCAGCAGCAGACAGAGAGGUUCGAGAGGGAACUGACUGAGUGCGAUGACCUCAUCAACUACCACAACCCAGACAAUGGGGCUGUGAAGGAGGUGGAUCUUGGUGACCUGGACGAGGAAGCCAAUAGAGCCGGGGUAGAUCCAGCUGAACUCAGGAGGAAGAUUUUGGAGGAGAUAGAAAGAGAAGAUGAAAUAGAGGAUUUAUCUGAUGUGGAUAGUCCUCAGGAGGCAGGACAGAGUGGUGUCCCUUUAUUUGUUACAAGCGAAGUUGAGCUCCUCACAGGGAAGCAGGAUGACGGGACAGACAGAGCAGGGGAGUUUGAGGAACAAAGCACUCUUGAACCAGGUGAUGGUGUGGUGGCGGUGGUUGAUGAGAUUCAAACUCAGGAACAGUUCUUUAAACAACAGCUGCAGGAGAUGGACAUAAAGUACAGACAGAGAGAGGCAAAAUGGAAACAGGACACUGAGACAAGACGGAGAGAGGAGGAAGAACGAGAGAAUGUGGAGAAUGAGAGAAGGAGAGAGAUAAUGAUACAGCAUAAGCAGGAAGAAGAGACUUUGGCUCAACACAAAAAGAUUGCAGCAGAAAAACUUGAGGCAGAAAUUGAAGAAAAACGAAAAGUCAUCAGUGACGAGGUUAAAACAUUUGAAGAGCAGAUAACUCUGCUAGAGAUGGAGACUCGCCGGGAACAACAGGAACUGGAGAGAUCUGUACAACUACAGCAGGAGAAGAGGGAACACAGAGAGAAGAUGUCCGCCACUGCCAUUCAGGCUGGAUACAGAGGAUACAGAGUACGAAAAACAUCAAAUUCCACACUGAAACAGAAACGAGAAGAGAGAGCUAAACUGAGAGAGGAGAAAAGGAUUCAGGAAGUUGAAGAAGAAAUAAGACAAAGAAAGGAAGAAAUCAAUAAGAAGAAGGAAGAAGAAAAACAGAAGAUAGAGGAACUUCAGAAAGUUGAAGAAGCAAAAAGACAAGAAGAAGAAAGGGUACUGAGAGAAGCGGAGGAAAAACAAAGGCAGGAAGAAAUAAAAAAGGAGGAAGAGAGAAAAAGAUUAGAAGAGGAAAGGAAGAAAAAAGAAGAGGAAAAGAGACGAGAGGAGGAUGAGAAAAGACAAUUGGAAGCGAAGAAAGCAGAGGAGGAAAAGAGAAAAGAAGAAAAACGAAAAUUGGAAGAACAGAAAAUGGAAAAGGAAAGGAAAGAAAAGGAGAGACUUGAAGAGGAAAGGAAAGAAAAGGAGAGACUUGAAGAGGAAAGGAAAGAAAAGGAGAGACUUGAAGAGGAAAGGAAGAUGAAAGAGCAGGAAAGGUUGGAUAAGGAAAAAAAAGAAAUAGAGGAAGACAGAUUGAGACAAGAAGCAGAAGAAAAAAGAUUACAGGAAAAGGAUAAAGAAGACUCAAAAUUAAAUGAGGAAAACAGAUUGAGAGAGGAGAAUGAAAGAUUAAAGGAAGAACUACGGAAAGUAAGAGGAGAGAAUAACACAGCAGAAAGUCAAAAACAUUCUUCUGAAACACAGCUUGUGAAGGAAGUGAAAAGCAUAGUGGUGACAGAACCUAAAAUAGAAGUAGAACAAUUGCAACCAGAAAGUAAAGGUACAUCUGGCGAAGUUCGCAAAUCCCUGAAAGAAAAACGUGAAAAGUUUGAGGAGAGUAAGCUGCAGAGCGUGUGCCAGAGUGGGAGUGCUGACACUCUUGGGAGCACCCUGCCCUCCCACCUAGAGGCGAGGAGGCUGGCCUGGAUCAAAGAGUGUCUGCCUUGGAGCAAAGUGAGCAAUGAACCGUGGAAACUUAAAGGAGGUGUGUCCAAGAAGCCUCCAAGACGACCCUCGUCUGCUAAGAAGUUACCUCCCUUGUCUGAGGACAUUGUAAUAGCAGCAGCCCGAGUAGCUACACUGAAACAAGUGACCACGGUCCAGUUGAGUGACCUUCCAGGCUGCACAUUGUCCACUCUCAGUCACUGCUGGGGCCUAAAGUCUCUGACAAUGACCAACUGUAAUCUAGUGGCCCUGGACAGUCUGAAUGAGUGUAAACAGCUGCAGUAUCUGAACGUGAAGAGGAACAAGCUGGAGUACGUUGACCUGAAGGACCUGGGCAACCUGCAGGUCGUUAACCUCUCCAACAACAACCUGUCUCUAGUACAUGGGCUUGAUGGCUGCACCAACAUCCGCUGGCUUGACCUCUCGUGUAACAGGAUAACAAGAUUAGGCUGUCUUGAUCCCCUGCGUCGGCUCCACACCCUGAUACUCUCCAGCAAUCAGCUCAUCAGCUGCAGCGGCAUCAGUGACGUCCCAACGCUGCAGCAUCUCAACCUCUCCAACAACCAUCUGCAAGGACUUGAUGGUCUCCACAAGCUCUGCCUGCUGCAGAAGCUGGACGUGUCGGCUAACAACCUACUGCAGUUCCCUGAUGUAAGGAACCAAGUGUUGCUAGAGGAGUGUGACAUGUCGGACAACAGCAUCAGCUCCCUGGACGGACUCACCAGCAGCUGGUUGCCCCUUCUCACUACACUCAGUCUCGCCAAAAACAGUCUGACCGAGGUGGACGUGGUGGACAAUCUGCUCCUACUGAGGAGCCUGGACAUCACCAACAACCAACUAUUGGACCUAGAGGGACUGUGUUCAGCUGUCAGUUAUCUCCCUUACCUUGAGGUCAUAAAUGUUCAGGACAACCCAGCCACCGAUGGAGUCACAUAUCAUGAGAAGUUUACAAAGGUUUUUACCAGACUGAAGACGCUAGAUGGUACAACAGUAACUUCCCCUGGCGGUACCACCGUCCUGCAUCCUAAGACUGACUUCGAGGCCAUGUGUAUGACACAGUGUCAGUUCCACACCAGUGUCAGGAAUACCUUCCUGCAAGAGCUACAGGCUGUUGAAUCCAAGUCUCAAGUAGAUGACCUGGCCUUGUGUGAAGUGUAUUUCCGCUACUGUGACAAAUCUUUCAAAAUGGCAGUUGAACACCGUUAUGCGCACGAAUAUGGUGAAGUGUCUAUGACAAUACCCACUGCCCCAACUACACCCAAGUCUGGUCGGCCACAAUCCGCCAGGACAAAAGCGCUUCAAAAAGACACAGAUUCUUAUCUGAGCCCGAAAGAAAUGUUUGAAAAGGCUCUGAACUCCAGCAACAAGAAGGAUGAAGAGAUGAAACAAGAUGGUGGCCUGGUAUCUGAUAACCCCAGAGACUUGUUUGAGAAAGCUUUGAUGGCCACCACCAAGACUGGCGGUGGUGGUGCUGCUGCUGGAGAAGUUCAUGGAGGAUGCAGUGAUGCCAAGAAAUUGUUUGAAAGCAGUCUGAGAACUGAGACAUCACAGGGGAUGGGCAGUGGAAAGGAUCUAUUUGAAAAGUCUAUACAAAAUCAGAUGACAGAACAGAGAACUGGUUCACAGAACACAGCAUGGCCUGCUGACACUGCCCGGGGUGACCUGAAUCUUCGAGCCUCGCUACAGAAUCUGCCUCCAGACGAGUUGGCCAUUCUAGAGGAGUUGCACUCAGCAGCCACCAGGAUACAGGCCACAUGGCGGGGCUACAACCUGCGCAUGAAGCUGUCGGCUGCGCUGGACUAUGCAAGGAGGGAGGGAGAUGAUGAUGAUUCCGAUCUAGACGACUUCAAUAUGGAUGAUCUAACCUUUGAUGAGGAAUCUCUGGAGAGGGGCUGGAGACCAACAGAAACCCCCCAGCUUCCACAGAGCCAUCCUGUGCUGGGCAAACCACCUAUCGGAAGACGGGGUACACCGGAUGUCCUCAAGCUGGAGCUAGCCCCCGUCCACCCACCCAACCGUCCCCGCCAGGCCUGGAGAAAUGCGGACUCACCCUUGUCUGACCUGGGUCCCCACCCACCACGACCCCCCUCCUCAUUGAGGAGUGUCACCGACACCCAUCGUACGGGCCUGUCAAAGAAGGAGGAGAAGUUGGCCGAGGAAUGGGGGUUCCAGAGCUCUCGCACUGCAGAACUGAUGAUGCAGAGAGCAAAGAAAAUGAAGUUGAACUCUGAGAAGAAACAGAAAAUGAGUAAACUUGAUCCCAAACAAAGACUUGCUUUGUUUCGCAAACUGGAAGAAACAACAAAGCUGUCUCCAAUAAGACCAGUUGUUAGGCGAACAUUACCAAGGAAGGAAUAUUUCCAAGCUAAAACUGGAACUCAUGCUCGAGAGGAUGAGAUUCAACGCCAGGACUUUGUGAAACGACAGGAGGUGAAGACACGAAGUGUGCGCACAUAUGAGUGGCUGCACACACAGGUUGCCAACUUCCAGGAGGGGCCGUCAGAGAGGAACAGUGACUAUGAGGGAGGUCAUCCUGUAGCUCGACACAUGAACAUGACUUCUGGAUAUGAUGACUCUCACAGUGUGGAGGAGCGGAGAGGCAGGAGGUUCUCAUCAGGUGAAGGUUCAGGUCAAACUACAUUCUUGCCUCCGAUCAAGCCCAACUCUGCAGGAAGCAGUGGCAGUAAUGGUGGCCGGCGGAAAGAGAAGAUGUCAUGGAGGAACAAACCAACUGACGUGGAUGUAGGCUGGGGUGGUGGCCGGAAGAGACAUAACUGAUGUUUUUUGUUUGUUCUGUUUGAUGUUUAAGGCCGCAUUCAGCAAUAUUCCAGCUAUAUGACGGCAGUCUCUAAAUAGUCAAGUCUGGGCCAGACAAUCCAGUGAUUGACAUCAUGAGCAUCGAUCCACGCAGUUGGGAUACGAUGCUUCAACCAAGUCAGCGAGCGUGACCACCUGAUCCCGUUAGUCACCUCUUAUGACACGCAUAGUCGCCUCUUACCGUAAGCAUGGGUUGUUGCAUAACUGAUGUACUGACUCUAGUGGAUGUGUGUUUGUUGUCUGAUGUGGACUAGAUUUGAAAUUUACUCUGUGUUGAAACUGUGAAUGAUGUCUGUGUGUACUUAAGAUGAGGAAGCAACAUAUACUACUCGACUUUUGAUAGGGGUAAUCAGAUAUGACUUUGUAAAUAUACACUUGACAUUAUGAGAAUCACUUUUGUGCAUCAUACCAUGGACACUUAAUACUAUAUUUAGGGUCCAUGAUCAUACUGCUGGGCAAAAUGUAGAGAUACCAUCAAAAUCAGGUAAUAUGAUACCUCCUGCCCUAUCACCCACACAGCAAUGCUGGACCAUGUAGAGCACCAUUGCCUAUCUGUGGUCAGCACAGAGUAAGGGGCUCAUUGAGUUGGGUUUGCUCUUUUUAAACAAAGUGAGGAGAAGAAAGAAUGGUAGUUAUUGGCUAUAUUCACAAUGUGAAAAACACUUAUGAAAAGUUAAAAUGUCUAUUAACAGUACAAUCAUAAUAUUUAUAUGUUCUAUUGAAGUGUUUUAAGUAUAUGUUUUCAUAUAAUUGGCAUAUUUUUUCAUAA
This is a messenger RNA of Haliotis rufescens (red abalone), 5717 nucleotides long. RefSeq names its product leucine-rich repeat and IQ domain-containing protein 1-like. Bases 158 to 4909 code for a protein of 1583 amino acids. Gene Ontology annotation, molecular function: protein binding. Lineage: Eukaryota; Metazoa; Mollusca; Gastropoda; Lepetellida; Haliotidae. The record is from RefSeq and is a predicted model, not a curated record. Gene Ontology annotation, cellular component: cytoplasm. The transcript is spliced from 30 exons.